This is a messenger RNA of Miniopterus natalensis, 2682 nucleotides long. Its product is annotated as tripartite motif-containing protein 75-like. The record is from RefSeq and is a predicted model, not a curated record. Gene Ontology annotation, molecular function: protein binding; zinc ion binding. Lineage: Eukaryota; Metazoa; Chordata; Mammalia; Chiroptera; Miniopteridae.
AAACCAUUUUAAUUACAUUUUUACAUGCAGGAAUUUCACAAAGAUCUGAGACUCAACCGGCAACCAGACAACUGAGACUUCUAUAUCAUCCUGAAGUGAGGAAAGGGCUAGGGGCCUGGGGCUUCUGGGGUUUUGGGAGGCAACUCACUGGGAGAUGCAAGGAGGAAAUGUUUGGUAAACAAAGGUUGUCCUGUUAAAGUCUCUGGUAAUAGCUCUCUUCCUGCUAGAAAGGUCCCCUUUCUAAUGUAAAUUUCCUUUAUAAUUGCUGACUCCCCCCACAAAUGGGGAAAUUUAUACUUUUUUGGGGGGCAGUUAAGGAGAAGCUAAAGGGGUUUUCCUGAGUCUACUAGGUCUUGAUUGCCUUCAGCUCAAUAUAAUCUGCAUCCAAAAUGGCAUAUUUUGGGAUGGCAUGUUCUGAACCUGUUCAGGAUGUAAAAUAAAUUCUCCCAAGUUGCACGGAUAGGUGACCAAGGCUGUGUUGUAACUUGGGUGUAGUAUAUCCAUCUCUCCCAGAGCCUACGCCCUUUCCUUUGCCCCAGGUGGGGUGAAUGGAAAGUAGGUGGGAUGUGUGGGUGGUGGUGCCCAGUGGGUGGGAGUAGAUAGGGCACAAUGAUAAAAGCGUGAGAAUGAAAGAUUGGGGUUAGGAGAGGGUAAUUCUGUGCUUGACUGCAAUAUGGUAGUGGGUAGGACCACUUGAAAUAAAUCCAGGGUUUUGUUUUAAGGAAAAAAUAUCUUCUCACCCAUAGCAACUAAUGAUUUCAGGUAAUGACUGUUCUCCUGACCAAGAAAGCUGUUUAGCUUGGCUUCAUUUUUUCCAAGCUUCCAAAUUCUGGAGGAUCAGUGGUCUAGCUGAGCUGAGACGGCUGCAGGCUGGGAAAGGGCUUCUCUUGGCAGCUGGAAUUAAAGGUCAGAAGAGUCACAGAACUUACAGGCUACCAGCAAAGUGAAGACUGAGAUUUUCGGGUAUAUCCACUUCUCACUGCAGAGCCCAGCUUCCUGAAGAAACCCACCUCAGUCCAGUCCUUCAUUCAGGGCCCAAUGGCAGUCGAAGCAGCUCUGGUAGGACUCCGGGCAGAAAUCAACUGUCCCAUCUGUCUGGAUGACCUGAGAGACCCUGUCACCAUCGAAUGUGGGCACAACUUCUGUCGCUCCUGCAUCCAGCAGUCCUGGGCUGAUCUACAGGAUUGGUUCCCUUGCCCUGUGUGCCGUCACCCAUGCCAAGAGACACACUUGAGGAGCAACACCCAGCUGGGAAGGAUGAUUGACAUCGCCAAGCUCCUCCAGGUCACCAGGAGCAAGAAGAAGCGGUGGGAAGGGAGUCGCUUGUGCAAGAAGCAUAGCCAGGUCCUGACCCUCUUCUGUGAGGAGGACCAAGAGGUGUUGUGUCCCCUGUGCACUGAGCCCCCUAACCACCAGGGCCACCAGGUGAGGCCCGUGAAGGAGGCCGCCUCUCAUCACAGGCAAAGGCUCAGCAGUUACAUUGAGCCCCUGAAGAAGCAGGUGGCAGAUGUUCAGAAAUUAAUAAGCAUUCAAAGCAAAAAACCCUUAGAACUGAGAGAGAAGGUAGAAAACCAAAGGCUGGAAUUACUCUCUGAAUUUGAGCACCUGAAGCAGUUUUUAGAACGUGAUCAAGAAGCAAUUCUUUCAAGAUUAGCUAAUGAAGAAAAGGCUAUUGGAAAGAAACUCAGUGCUAAUAUAACUGCAUUUUCAAAGUACAAUUCCACACUCAAAGGUCUACUAAGUAUGGCAAUAGAGAGCAGUAUCCUGCCGGAAGUGGAAUUGCUGUCACAAAUCAAAAGUUUCUAUGAGAACUCUGAGGAGUUGAGCCCAUCAAUGUUCUCAGCCCAGUUAAGGAGGGAAGGCUGCAGUUUUCCUUUCCAGUAUUCUGCUUUGCAGAAAAUUAGAAGGAGAUUUAGAGUAGAUAUAAUUCUAGACCCUGAAACGGCACACCCUAACCUGAUUGUCUCUGAGGAUAAAAAAUGUGUGAGAUAUACAAAGAGAAAACAAGAUGUUCCUGAAUUUCCAAAAAGAUUUACAGUCAACACAGUUGUCCUGGGGUUUCCAUACUUUCAUGCUGGCAGGCAUUUCUGGGAAGUAGAAGUGGGAGACAAAUCCAAAUGGGCUAUCGGGGUUUGCAAAGACUCUCUGUCCACCAGGUCAAGGAGGACCCCAUCAGCCUGUCUGGGGUGCCGGAGGUUUCGGCAGCAGGGAAGCGGCCAUGGCGCCUCAGGAGCCAGCACAAUCCUGCCACUGUCAGAAGGGAAGCCCAGAGCCAUCGGCGUUUUCCUGGACUAUGAGAUGGGGGCGGUCAGUUUUUAUAACAUGACUGACAAAUCUCAUAUCUACACAUUCACUGACACUUUUAAUCGACCUCUUAGGCCUUAUUUCUAUGUAGGACCUGAUUCAAAACCUCUCAGAAUCUGUACAGGAACAGAUUGUGAAUGAAAAGAUUCUAAUAGCCUGGACCAGUUUAAUAAUUUCUUUUUUAAUGGAAGGUGGGUAUUAAUACAACAGUGCGUAUGGUAUAGUAUGACAGUAACUCUAGUCCCUCUUCACAGUUGCCACCCCUCAAGAACAAAGUUUCAUUUUGUUCCAACAACACAGGGCAGAUACUGGUAAGGCCCUCCAAGAUCGGAGCCUCUCCGCCUCUUCUCCCACGUCCUGCCGCACACUUCUGGUUCA